AUGGAAUAUUUACCCAGUCUCCAGCAGGAGUUCGAUGAGCUCAAGCCUUCUCUAUUCGAACUACUCGCCGAACAGCAGCUCUCGGAUCUCCUCCCUCCCUCCAUUCGAUACAUCCUCGCCGUCGCGACUCACCGUCAUCCUCGGUACUUGCUGAGGAUUCUUAAUUCGUACGAUGAAAUCUACGCCCUCCUCUCGCUCGUGGUAGAACGCUACUACCUGCGCACCUUCGGCGGCUCUUUCACCGAGAACUUCUACUCUCUGAAACGCGAACGAGUCCUCCUGACCAAGAAUGGCGAGGUUCCGCGCGCCCAACUGGGCGCUGCCGGUCCUGUCCGGGAAACCCUGAAGUUGCGUUCGUCCGACGUCUGGAAGAACCUCUUCAUCAUGAUCGGAAUCCCCUACUUGAAACGCAAGCUAGACGAGGGCUACGACGUGCACGCCGCGCCGCAAGCAUCCUUGAUCAUGAGCGGCGGUCCCCGAUACAACCCCAGCGAUGACCUACCUUCCAGCCCAACAAUACGUCAACGGCUUCUACACCUAUACAAAUGGUUCCUCCGGAACGUCUACCCCUCCGUCAACGCCGCGUACUACUUCUCCGUCCUCGCCUUCAACCUGGCCUACCUCUUCGACAACACCAAAUACUCCUCCCCGUUCCUCUGGCUCAUUGGCACUCGAAUCCGCCGCCUCGGCGCCGCCGACCACAGAGCCAUCGCUUCCGUCCUGGAACCGCCUAAACCGGCACCCGGGCCAGCCGGCGGCGCAGGCGCUCGCUCUCGCCCCGGCUCGGGACUCCUGGGCAUGCUGAGCCCGCAAAACCUCUACCCGCAACUCCUCACGUCUCUCCGCUACUUCCUCCCCGCGUCGAUCUUCGCCCUUAAGUUCCUCGAAUGGUGGCACGCCAGCGACUUCUCGCGACAACUCGCCCGCAAGGCCACCGAGGUGCUGGAUCUCCCGGCGCCCGUCUCCAACGGAAUGAUAUCCCCCUCGGAGAAGCGGAAAGCGCUCGAAGAGAAGAACAAGGAGAAAGAGAAGAGGAAACAACAGCAGCAGGACCCGGAAUCCCCUAAGUCCGCCCUCAAGUCAUCCCGUCGACGCACUCAGCCCCCUGUCUCUGCGACUUCGUAUCUCCCCAUCUUCACGGUUCCUCUUCCGCCCGCGGACUCGGACGUUGCGUCCAUGUGCGCGGUGUGUUUGAAUCCGCUGGCCAAUCCGACGGCCUGUCAGACGGGGUACGUGUAUUGUUACGUGUGUAUCUUCCACUGGGUGAACGGCGAGCAUCAGCGACAGAUUGAUUUCAUGAACGGGGACGGAGCAGGCGCUGCGUGGGAAGACGAUGCGGUCGAGGGGGAGGACGCCGAGAAACAAGCCGACGGGAAACCGGGCCAGAGUCGCCAGGGGAAAUGGGAGAGCGGGAAGGGGAGAUGUCCGGUGACGGGGAGAAGAGUGUUAUGUGGAACGGAGGGGUUGAGACGUGUUUUGAUCUAG
This is a messenger RNA of Aspergillus affinis, 1485 nucleotides long. RefSeq names its product ubiquitin-protein ligase peroxin 12 (gene pex12). Gene Ontology annotation, cellular component: peroxisomal importomer complex; peroxisomal membrane. Gene Ontology annotation, molecular function: zinc ion binding; ubiquitin-protein transferase activity; protein binding. Gene Ontology annotation, biological process: protein import into peroxisome matrix; protein monoubiquitination. The transcript is spliced from 2 exons. The record is from RefSeq and is a predicted model, not a curated record. Bases 1 to 1485 code for a protein of 494 amino acids. NCBI's taxonomy places the organism in Eukaryota, Fungi, Ascomycota, Eurotiomycetes, Eurotiales, Aspergillaceae.